Messenger RNA from Fusarium verticillioides 7600, 924 nucleotides. RefSeq lists its product as hypothetical. NCBI's taxonomy places the organism in Eukaryota, Fungi, Ascomycota, Sordariomycetes, Hypocreales, Nectriaceae. The coding region runs from base 1 to 924 and encodes 307 amino acids. The transcript has a single exon. The record is from RefSeq and is a predicted model, not a curated record.
AUGUCACAGAUCAUUGCAUUUGUCACUGGCGCAACUGGCCAUCAGGGCGGUGCGACUGCUCGAGAGCUCCUAAGCACUGGCGUCAAAGUCCACGCACUUGUUCGGGACCCAUCAUCCAAAACCGCCAUUGAGCUCCAGCGUCUCGGAGCGCAGUUGUUCCCCGGAAAUUUCGAUGAUGUAUCUUCACUCAAGACUGCGGUCAAAAGAGCGACCGCCGUGUUUCUCAACGUCAUGCCGGCGUUUCCUGACACCAACCUGGAGGUGGUUCAUGCAAAGAACAUCAUCAGCGCCGCUAUCGAAUCUGGAACAGUCACCAGCAUAGUCUAUUCCAGCGUCACCAUGACAGGAAAACACGAAAGCUUUCCAAAUUGGGGGCCUGACUACCCCAUGGCGUGGUACUGGCUGAACAAAGCCCAGAUCGAGUCAAUGGUGCGAGAAUCUGGUAUUCAAUAUUGGACGAUUCUUCGACCGGCUUUUCUCAUGAACAACUAUCACAAGCCGACAGCAUCUUUCAUGUUUCCCGAAUUGGGUCAGAGACGAGUCUUUCUGUCGGCAUACAAGCCCGAGACUGCGAUGACGGUGGUUGAUCCAAACGACGUUGGCAAGUUUGCGGCAGCUGCAAUUAAUGAUCCUCUGGCAUUCGACGAACAUGAGGUAGACUUGGGUGUCGAGUCACUUACGCCAGCUCAGAUUGUGCAGGAGCUGAGUCGGGUUAGCGGAGUGGACAUUGGGCUCGAGUUCUAUGGUGAGGAAGAAGCGAAAGAUCUUGCGGUGAGAAACCCCAAGAUCUAUGCCGAGUUGUGGGCGAAUGAAGUUGGAUAUCAAGUCGACUUUGAGAAGCUGGAGAGAUAUUCUAUCCGGCUCACCAAGUUCUCGGAAUAUCUUGAGGAGCACAGAGACGAGGUCAUCCAGACAUUUGCUUGA